This is a messenger RNA of Linum trigynum, 885 nucleotides long. The record is from the annotation of a GenBank genome assembly. NCBI's taxonomy places the organism in Eukaryota, Viridiplantae, Streptophyta, Magnoliopsida, Malpighiales, Linaceae.
CCCAUUUGCUUCACCUUCACGACUUCACCCAACCCCAACCACGUCCAUUCCUCAAUUUCAUCAAUCUUCACCAUUCACACCAACGUCCAACGCCACAUGCCAUCAUUUCCAGUCCACAAUGUCAUGACUUGUGCUGAUGGUUAGUUGGCUGCAUUCACUCUCUCCCCAGAUUCCCCGCCGGCAUCCAGACCCACCCACACUACCACUAUCACCAUUGCCCAUAGGUAAACACUAAAACAGCAACUACAAAUAAACUCAUGAGAAUGAAUAGUAAACAGGAAAUGCCGGCGGCGGUGUACGAGCGGUGGACGUGGCCUUGGAAGGGGGACGUGGUCGUGGCGGAGUGUGACGUCAAGGAGGUGGCGUUCCGGCCGCGUGUGAUGAAAUUGGAGCUGGGUCCGGCGAGCUGCCGCUCCGACGGGCGGUGGCGGCGAUUGGAGGUGAAGUGUCGGACCAUAUUCUGGAAUUAUGUCUACGUUGCGGGAAUGUGUCUUGCGAUUUUGGCGUUCUCUCUUUAGGCGGUUGAGUUUUAAUUAUCUCUCUUUUGGGGUUGCCUUGCAUGGCAGCUGGGCCGCGGCGCGUGAUGUUUUUUUAUUUCUACUCGGUGUCGGAUUACCGAGCCGCCGACGGUAAACUACUCAUUCGAUCCCGGCAUACCGCCAUCACAAUUUCCCCAGCCGACUACCGUUAAGUUCGGUUACCGGUACAGUUACCGGUUAAACCGGCAACCGGAAAACCGUUUAGCAGCCCUACGUAUGACCCUCAUCCUAUUUUUACAUGAAAAAAUGUCGUUUCUUAUAGUAUCGAAUAUUCAUCAUAUUUUCGAACUGCAUAAUAGUCUGACCAUAUACUUCAAAAGGUAGAGAAUAAAGAAUAGUAUUGAGU